Messenger RNA from Babesia microti strain RI, 2697 nucleotides. RefSeq names its product Probable zinc protease PqqL. The record is from RefSeq and is a predicted model, not a curated record. The coding region runs from base 1 to 2697 and encodes 898 amino acids. NCBI's taxonomy places the organism in Eukaryota, Apicomplexa, Aconoidasida, Piroplasmida, Babesiidae. Gene Ontology annotation, molecular function: metal ion binding. The transcript is spliced from 8 exons.
AUGGAGUAUGUAAUAUAUCCCCACUCCAACCCACCUAACUCAAUAAGCGCAUAUUUGGAAAUCCAUUCCGGUUCUGUAGACGAGAUGGAUGAUCAAUUAGGCGUAGCCCACUUUUGUGAACAUAUUACAUACAUGGGUAGUAGGAAGCGGCAGACACUGCUUAAACAUUCCAUUAAAACAAAUGCAUUCACUGAUUUUCACCACACUGUAUUUUAUGCUACAGCUACUAAUAAUUCGCAUUUGAAAUCCAUUUUCGAGGCGCUUGACGAUGUUCUAAGGGGUGAAAAUCAGUUUACCACCGAACGAUUAGAGAAGGAACGGGCGGCAAUUCUAUCUGAGGCCAGUAUAAUUGACACUCAAGAAUACCGAAAAAACUGCGCCACAGUCAAGGCAUUACACUCUGAUAAUAUGCUCUGCAAGCGGUUUCCCAUUGGAAAUCUAGAAGAAAUAUCAAAGUAUCAAAUUCAUCACUUGAAACAAUACCAUCUGCAGCACUACACACCCAAAAAUUCCACCAUCUUCCUGAUUGGAGAUGUCGAUUCAUCGAUUUUACCGCUUCUAAACGACACAAUGGGCCAAUUUAUUAGACAGGGCCGUACCAAAGUCUCGUGUGAUAGACGUAUUGGCCACAAAUUUGAAAAACCAACGGAAUUUAAUGUUUGGAAUAAUCCUUCUGCCAAUCAUAUCUCAUGCGAAUUGUUACGGAAGCAACCAUUUAGUCCAAUCACAACCAUAGAUGGGUUAAGAUCAAAUUUGCUUCGUAAGAUUGUACUUCGGGGCCUAUCCUUCAAUUUCGACAUUUGCCAUAGGGGUUCCUCUUAUAUUACGUGCAAUGCCAACGACUUCGAUUGUGUAAACGAAGGAUGCAGAAUCCAAAAUUUAUCACUCAAAUCUAAUGAAUCCAAUUGGAAAAUUGCAUUAAAAAAUGCUAUAGACCACCUGCAUGGGAUGAAUUUCCACCGCUUUCCUUGGAAUAAUGUAGUGUCUAGUCAGAUACUGGAAACAAAUAAGCUCCUGCCAGAGAACCUGGAACUGCAAGAUCUUGUGCCUCUUGUGAUGGAAUAUUGGUCUUGUGGACACGUUCUAAUGGACCUUCGUCAACAUUGUGAACUUGUAAAGCAAUUAUGUAAUUCCUUGGAUCCUUCUCAAGCACAGGAGGAAUUUGAAAACAUGUUCAAUUGGAUUUAUCGUCCACAUGCGGUGCUUGCUUGUACUCCGAAUAAUACUCUGUCUCCUACGGAAUUAAAAGAUACUGUGACGAAUAUUAAUGAUCAAAAAGGCAAAAGUGAGUUGCAGGUUGGCGACAACUUAUCCUUCGAUUCCCUAGUUACUGAAGAGGAACUGAAUGAUUUAAAGGACAAAUCUGAAGAUGUAUAUUUCAGCAAAGCCGAACGAAGUGGUGUGCGCGUGUACAAAUUCAACAACGGCUGCAUUGCAUCCUACAAGGAUCUAAAAACAAAUGAUAACUCAUUUCACCUGAAAAUAUCAAUACCGAAUGGGCCCCGUGGCCAAAGUGAUGGGGAGUUGUUACUGGCAGCACAUACAAUGAUGGAAGGAGGAGCCAUCGCGAGCAAAAGCCGUGAACAGGUCGAAAUGUACUGCUGCAGCAAUUUGAUCAAUGUAAACAUAGAUAUGGACAGGGAAAAUAUCACCAUUUGUAUGUCUGCCAACCACGCCAUGCUGGAAUCCAUGCUACAGUUAUCCCAUUAUCUACUGAGUGAAUGCAAGCUUGAGAAGGACGCGUUUGAGCGCGGUAAAUUGAAAGUCAAGAGCAUUUUGGCUGAUCUGAGAAGCAAUUUGCAAGAGUUUUCUGCCACUAGGGGCUUUGAGUCUCUGUACCCCAAUCUUAGCCUUUUAUCACUAUCAAGUGACAUGGUCGACGAUUACCAAUUUGAAAAAGUGCAACAGAUACUUUGUAAGACUUUGAGGACAAAUGUAAUACAUUUCAGCCUUGUUGGCCCCCAGAGUGAUAUAAACGCUCCGAUGGAUGAUCUACUAAAGUUAUACAUUGGCACUAUAACUCAUAGUGACCCUGGCGUACUUAAAAAUUCUAGUGAAAACGUUGUAUGCCUCUCCCCUAAUAACAAAGUUAAUAGUAUCAGGUCUGAAGACGAGUGCAACGAUACCAGAGCCGCUGUAACCUUUAGUGGCUUUGGACCUAACGGAGAUGGCCUUCUGCCAAAUGGUGAAUCUAUUUUUCUGAAAUUGCGAGAAAAUGGCUUUAACCGUGCACAAAACACAUCAAUCGCCCGUGCAUAUGGUAUCUUGAUCCAAGAACUUUUGGGUGCCAGAGCCUUUUCGAGCCUAAGGGAGGAACACAAGUUGACAUACGAAACAAUUGUCAAUGUAAACACUCCAGUCCAUGGUAAUUUCGGGUCUUACAGUAUUACUGUCAAUUGUAUCCCGCAGAAUGUGGAGAGGGUGAUAUUUGCAGGGAUGGAUAUGCUAAAAGAAAUUCGGUACGAUAGGCCCUUUACUCCAUAUCAGUUGGAAAGGGUAAAAUCGCAGCUACUAGACCCGUCCAGGCUCUCAUCCCCCAGUUACUGGAUAGAUAAGUUAUGCUCAGCACAGGGAAGGGAGUACUACUUGGAGGAUUUUAUCGCAAAAGUGGAUGCAGACGAGUUGCAGUUUGUGUUCAAUAACUUGUAUGGCACUGCAGCUCAAUUUGUACACACCACAGUUGUCACCAUGAGAUAG